Molecule: messenger RNA, 1404 nt
Organism: Colletotrichum godetiae
Lineage: Eukaryota; Fungi; Ascomycota; Sordariomycetes; Glomerellales; Glomerellaceae
Product: Alpha/Beta hydrolase protein
Exons: 3
Coding region: 151-1194 (347 amino acids)
Molecular function (GO): lipase activity
Source: RefSeq, a predicted model, not a curated record
AGUGCAGUCAACCCCGCUGCCUCAUCUGUCUUGUAUGUCAAAGUUGAAGUGACACCGAUUCGGACCAUCGUCUUCUUAUUCCUUGCUCGGAUUUUUGGGCCCUGUGUCUGGUCUUUAGCAAACGUCUCGCUGCGACCGCAUUUUUAGAAGAUGGGCUCCCCUUUUCCGUUAGAGGCAUUAACGGGGUACACGUCGCGAACAGUACCCUUCAAAAUCACUUCAGAUAUAACCAUUAAUGCCGACGUCGUGUACCCCGAGAAGUCAGACGGGUCUCCCGCUACCGUCUUGCUACAUUACCACGGUGGUUUCCUCAUCGUCGGAGAUCGGUAUUCGUUCUUGCCAUACUGGCUUGUACAUGCCUGCGCCGCCCGUGGAUGGGUCUUCGUGACUCCUGAAUACCGCUUGAUGCCCGAGUCAACCGCACAGGCCUCCGUGGAAGACGCUGCAGAUGCCUACAAAUGGGCCUGGUCAUCGCUCCCGGAGAUCUUGGGCCGCCCCGUCGGCUCGCUCCUAGUCGCUGGGUCAAGCGCCGGCGGGUAUUUGGCUCUCAACACAGCAGUCUCGGCCGUUCAGAAGCCCAGCGCACUGCUGCUCAUCUACGGAAUGCUCGAUCCUUCUGGGACUAGAUACACAACUCCCGGGAAGAACAUAUUCGACCGGCCACCAAUCGAGACCGGGCCUAUUUUAGAAACAUGGCCCAUGAGCAAGGCUUCGGGUGAAGAGAGGAAGCCUGUGUCAGCACAUCCGAUAUUAGGCGACCCCGCUGCUGACCCCAGAUUUGCUCUUGCUUCAGCACUGCACAUUGGCGCCCUAUUUCCCGAUUAUAUGACUGGCGUCUCCGGCCUUGCUCAACAAAUUGCUGCUCAAGGAGUCACGGCCAUCCCCAAAGAACAUCAGCAGCUGUUCCCACUUGACUUUGGCAAGCUGAGUGGCCUCCCGCCUGUCAUGUUGCUUCACGGUGCGAAUGACUCGGCCGUACCGCUUGACUGUAGCACUAGGGCCGCAGAGAGGCUAAAGGCAUCUGGAGUGCGCGUUUUAGCCGAGUUCCCGUCUGACGCGGAGCACGGGUUUGAUGGAAGGUCAGGCGAUGUUAACGUCGAGACUUCAGCUGGGGAUGCGGUGACAGCUGUAGAGUCUCUGAGGAAGGCGAUUGGUUUCCUCGAACAAAAUGCAGCCACUAGCUCUACGAAGUAAUCAGCCUCUCAAUAGAAGCCUGAAGAUAAACCAUGCCAAUCACUAAAGGUAGUGUCAAGUUGUCAAGCUGUUUUAAAGCUAGGUAUCCGUACCUACCUAAGGUACCUACGGUUGAGUGAGUGAACGUUGAUGACGAUGUCAUGACAAGGUAACUUGAACCGGUCAAUCUCAGUAGUUGGAAUAGGUAUUAUCUUUACGACCAAGGUUCGU